GCGGGCGGCCGGGUGGCGGCGGCGGCAUGGCGGAGCCGAGUGGGGCCGAGGCGAGGCCCCCCAUUCGGGUCACCGUCAAGACCCCCAAGGACAAGGAAGAGAUUGUGAUCUGCGACCGAGCCUCGGUCAAGGAGUUCAAAGAGGAAAUCUCCAGGAGGUUUAAGGCUCAGCAGGAUCAGCUGGUCCUGAUCUUCGCAGGCAAGAUCCUCAAGGACGGGGACACGCUGAGCCAGCACGGGAUCAAGGAUGGACUCACUGUCCACCUGGUCAUCAAGACCCCUCAGAAGGCUCAAGAUCCAGCUGCGGUCACUGCUUCUUCCCCCUCCACCCUGGACCCCACCUCCGCACCCUCCACCACUCCCACUUCACCUGCCACCCCCACCCAGACCUCCGCUCCCGGCGGUGCCACCUCGGAUGCAGGCAGUGGAAGCCGCCGAAGCAGUGGGGGGGGCCCGUCCCCUGGGGCUGGGGAGGGCCCCCCCAGUGUUACUGCGUCCAUUCUCUCUGGCUUCGGGGGUAUCCUGGGCCUGGGCAGCCUGGGCCUGGGCUCGGCCAACUUCAUGGAGCUGCAGCAGCAGAUGCAGAGGCAGCUGAUGUCCAACCCCGAGAUGCUCUCGCAGAUCAUGGAGAACCCCCUGGUUCAGGACAUGAUGUCCAACCCCGACUUGAUGCGCCACAUGAUCAUGGCCAACCCCCAGAUGCAGCAGCUGAUGGAGCGGAACCCCGAGAUCAGCCACAUGCUCAACAACCCUGAGCUCAUGAGGCAGACGAUGGAGCUCGCCCGGAACCCAGCCAUGAUGCAGGAGAUGAUGCGAAACCAGGACCGGGCCCUGAGCAACCUGGAGAGCAUCCCUGGGGGGUAUAACGCCCUGCGCCGCAUGUAUACAGACAUCCAGGAGCCCAUGUUCAGCGCUGCCCGGGAACAGUUCGGCAACAACCCCUUCUCCUCCCUGGCCGGGAACUCGGACACCUCCUCAUCCCAGCCUCUGCGGACUGAGAACCGAGAGCCCCUCCCGAACCCCUGGAGCCCCUCGCCCCCCAGCUCGCAGGCCCCCGGGGCAGGCGGGGAGGGCAGCGGAGGAUCAGGCACCAGCCAGGUGCAUCCAACUGUCUCAAACCCCUUUGGGAUCAAUGCUGCUAGCCUGGGGUCAGGGGUGUUCAACAGCCCUGAGAUGCAGGCCCUGCUCCAGCAGAUCUCGGAGAACCCCCAGCUGAUGCAGAAUGUCAUCUCCGCACCCUACAUGCGCAGCAUGAUGCAGGCGCUCGCCCAGAACCCCGACUUUGCUACUCAGAUGAUGGUCAAUGUGCCGCUGUUCGCCGGGAACCCCCAACUGCAAGAGCAGCUCCGCCUGCAGCUGCCAGUCUUCUUGCAGCAGAUGCAGAAUCCAGAGUCGCUCGCCAUCCUCACCAACCCGCGUGCUAUGCAGGCGCUACUGCAGAUCCAGCAGGGGCUGCAGACCCUGCAGACCGAGGCCCCGGGGCUGGUGCCCAGCCUUGGCUCCUUUGGAAUGUCCCGCACCCCAGCACCCUCUGCAGGCAGCAACCCCGGAGCCCAGUCCGAGGGCCCCACCUCCUCACCAGCCCCGUCAACCACGCCCUCCCAGCCCGGGGCCCAGCGGCAGCUCAUGCAGCAGAUGUUCCAGCUGCUGGCCGGAAGUGGAAGCAACCAGGUGCAGACGCCAGAGGUCAGGUUCCAACAGCAGCUGGAGCAGCUCAACUCCAUGGGCUUCAUCAACCGGGAGGCCAACCUGCAGGCCCUGAUCGCCACGGGAGGGGACAUCAACGCGGCCAUCGAGAGACUCCUGGGCUCACAGCUCUCCUAAGCCUGGGCCCGCCCCUGCACUUCCCCGCCCCAGGCACCCGUGUUGGGCUCCUCGGCCAGUUCCCACCCGCUGCUUGUCACCCCCUGUCUCCUCCCUUGUCAUGUCCAGCAAGAC
This is a messenger RNA of Sorex fumeus (smoky shrew), 1937 nucleotides long. It is a transcript of the gene UBQLN4, whose product is annotated as ubiquilin 4. Gene Ontology annotation, molecular function: polyubiquitin modification-dependent protein binding. The transcript has 11 exons. Gene Ontology annotation, cellular component: cytosol. The coding region runs from base 27 to 1823 and encodes 598 amino acids. NCBI's taxonomy places the organism in Eukaryota, Metazoa, Chordata, Mammalia, Eulipotyphla, Soricidae. The record is from RefSeq and is a predicted model, not a curated record. Gene Ontology annotation, biological process: ubiquitin-dependent protein catabolic process.